GUUAUAAAAUUUCGAGCGACUAGUAUUGAAUUCCCCGGAAAACCCGAUGUUGAAAUGUAUUCAUGAUUACUUAUUUUUGUAUUGUCUUAACGAAUGAAUAUUCAUUAAUCCAAAUUAUAUAUCGUCCUAAUUUUGUCUACUUUGAAUUCCUGUAAGCCUUAGCGAACAAAGAGAAGGGGAGCAUUAUGUCCCACUACUAUCGUAAGUACCUUAGGCUACCGUGGAUGCAAAACACACGAUGGUCCAACUCGCACUUGAUUAUUGUGACGUUACUAGCUGUAACAGCCCGAAAUCUCAGCCUUCUGAGAAGAACCCUAGAUCGAUUGGGUGCAGCUGGAGCAAGGAUCUUAGGCCAUUGUUGGUUAUAGAAGAGUGGUUGUGCAAGGAAGAGAAAGGAUUGGCUAAAGGAGCAGCAAGGGGUCACAUUCUGAGGAUUGGGAAUAUAGAGAAUACAUCAUCCAGGGAGGUUGUAGCUCGUCGGUUGUGCACGAGUCAUUUCGGGAUUUGCUAGCGUUCAGCUUCUACGAGGUACUAGCGAGGACCGUGGGAAGGCGCCGGCAUGAUCGAUACACACUGAAGAUUGUCUUUAUGAUCUUGGGAUUUUGAAUAAUUGUAUUUGACAGAAUAAUUAAACUAUUUAUGCCUUGUUUAAAAUAGAAACAAUUAUGUUUUUAAAAAUGAAAAAUUUGUUUGAAAAAUUUGAGUUGUUACAAUUGGUAUCAGAGCCUUGGUUUGAGGGAUUCGGGUGCACCUUAGGGGGUAACUGAACUCAAACCGAGGAUUUGAGGAAGCUUUUCAAAUAAAGGCAUAAACUUUUGUAAAUGGUUUUGUGGUAAGCAAGAAAGAAGCAGUGUGUACGAUCAGUCAGCGCCCGAACGGUAAAGAUCCCCAAAAUACCUUACAAUAUUAUAUGAUAUGAAUUGUUAUGCAUGCUAGAAGACUAGGUAUUCAUGAUAGGACUAGAGUGGCCUGAUUUGUGAUGCCUUGGUCUAGGGAAGUUGCCUAUAUGAGAUGCUUUGCUAGUAUGCGGGUAGAUAGAGCGUAUCAGAAGUAGAGUACUCACUAUCCGGAGUUUGGGGAGGAGGACUUGGGAUGAACAUUGAUGCGGUGUGGUCGGUAGUAUUGGGCCCGUACUACCGAGGACACCGGGUCAGUGGGAGGCCCAAGUAAGAAUCCCUGGAUAUCUGGGACUGAGUAGGGUUGCGUAUCGAGUACGAUUAUACUCGGUAGAAUCUCUGAUAGUUUUAUGUUGUAUUUCAGAGAUAUCAUGGUUAGACCGCGUCACGGAGCAAGUACGAGCGGUGUGAGUGACGAGGAUAUUCGUCAGAUGAUCCACGAGGAGGUGGCGGCGGCGAUCCGGGCUGAGAUCCCGGAGAUGUUUGGGUCUAUCAAGACCACCCUGAUGGAGACGUUCGACGAGCGGUACGCCGCAUUGACUGAGGCUGCAACCGCUGCAGCUACCGCAGCUGUGGCCGCUGCUAGGCCACAGGGGGGUGAUUCAUUGCUGUUCCGAGAGUUCAGCAACACGAAGCCACCAGAGUUCGAUGGGACGCAGGAUCCGAUUGCUGCGAUGAGGUGGAUCGCAGAUAUAGAGGGGUGCUUCUACACUUGUUCAUGCCCGGAGCACCUGAGGGUACGGUUCGCUUUGAACCAGCUCCGUCUGGGAGCAAAGGACUGGUGGAAGUUCGUGACGGCGAACUUCACUUUGGCAGAGACUGCGGCAGUGACAUGGGAGGGGUUCACUACCAUGUUCAGGGAUGAGUACGUUCCCCCGGUGGAGCGGGAACGAUUGGUGCAGGAGUUCUUAACCCUCAAGCAGGGUACUGAUUCGGUGGCGGCGAUCACGCGGAAGUUCCAUGAGAGGGCGAUGUUUUGCCCCGAGCUGGUGGCCACAGAGCAGGCUCGGAUGAGCCGGUACUUGGGUGUUCUGAGGAGGGAGAUCCGGGAGUUUGUGUCAAACUCCACUUACCAUACUUUUACUGAGCUUCAGGCGAAUGCCAGGAAGCGUGAGAUCGAGUUAGAGACUCAGGCCAGGGAGGAGGCCGAGUCUCGGCAGGCAGACCGGCGGCCGGCUCAGUCUCAGCCGGCAGUCAAGCGGAUCAAGUCCGCCGAUUCGAGGACGGGAGGUUCGAAGAACCGCACUUGCGUAAAGUGCGGCAAGGGUCACGAUGGGGCGUGUCGAGCCGGUGCCUGCUACAAGUGCGGCAAGGAGGGGCACAUUGCUAGGGAGUGCCCCAAGGGGUUUAUGGUUUGCUUCCAUUGCAACCAGACCGGCCAUCGGAAGGCCGAGUGUCCGCAGCUUCGUCCGGUGUCUGCACCUGUUGCCAGGACUACUGAGACUCGACCGGUGAAGGUCGAGGCCCCGAGGGCUCGUGGGAGAGCCUUUCAGCUAACUGCGGAGGAGGUCCGCGCUGCGCCCGAUGUUGUGGCAGGUAUGUUGUAAUUCGUGUAAUUAUUUUAAUGCCGAUAUGUUAUGCUUAUGUUAUUAUGCGCGUAGGUACUUUCCUUGUGAACUCUGUGCCUGCCUUAGUGUUAUUUGACUCGGGUGCGAGUAGGUCCUUUGUGUCCUUAGCCUUUAGUCAGCAGAUCGGCGUUAGUCGUGAGUCGUUGAGUCGACCUUUGAGAGUUUCUAUAGCUGACGAGAAAGUGAUUCGUGCUACGGAGGUUCUUCGGGGAUGUGUACUAGAGAUUUUCGGGGUUGAAUUCCCGAUUGACCUGAUUCCUAUUGCGAUGGGGGAUGUAUGUGUUAUCGUGGGCAUGGACUGGUUGAGCCGAUUCGACGCUGUCAUCGACUGCGAGCGUCAGUUGGUGACCAUACGAGACCAUAGUGGGGGAGUUCUUUCGGUGUACGGUGAGGGUACCCGUUCAGGAACAGCUUUUUGUUCGGCCGCUAGGGCGAGGCAGUGUCUACAGCAGGGCUGUAAGGGUUUUGUGGCGUAUGUGAUGGAUACGCGGGAGGUUUCCGAGAGACCGAAGUCAGUUAAGGAGGUCCCUGUGGUGCGUGAGUUUUCAGAUGUUUUUCCCGAGGAACUGUCGGGAGUACCUCCUGUGAGGCAAGUAGAGUUUGGUAUCG
This is a messenger RNA of Lactuca sativa (garden lettuce), 3073 nucleotides long. The record is from RefSeq and is a predicted model, not a curated record. Lineage: Eukaryota; Viridiplantae; Streptophyta; Magnoliopsida; Asterales; Asteraceae.